This is a messenger RNA of Acanthocheilonema viteae, 648 nucleotides long. The record is from the annotation of a GenBank genome assembly. NCBI's taxonomy places the organism in Eukaryota, Metazoa, Nematoda, Chromadorea, Rhabditida, Onchocercidae.
AUGAACAGGCACAACAAACGUUUCGCUGGAUUUAACGUUGCUGGAAUUGGUGGAACUGCUGGAUGUGUAGUCGUAGAUAAUAAACUGUUUGCUAAUGGCUUCUUCCUUCGAGAACUGACCGCUGAAGAACAAAGAGAAUUUGCACAAUACGUCGAAGAAUCAAAUAAAUAUAAGGAGGAACUGAAGGUAUCGUUGGAAGAGAGACGUAAGGGAUGGCAGAUAGCACGGCAAAGCGAGAAGGGUGCCAAAAUUUUAUCGACUAUUACAGAAAAGAAUUUGCCCAAACCACCCAAAAAACCAUCUUUCUGCACUGCUGCUGAUACCACUCAGUACUACUUCGAUGGUUGCAUGGUUCAGAAUAAUAAAAUAUUUGUGGGACAAAUGUAUGUACGAGAUUUAACAGCAGACGAAGUGAAAGAGUUGAAAUCGUUCGAUGUGAAAAUGACAGCCUAUCAGAAAUAUCUGUCUUCCUCUAUUCAACAGCAAAUGAAUAGUCUAUUCGGUGACAAGACAAAUCUCUUGAAUUUAUUCACGAAUACACAUCUCGAAUCAACUUCACAAGCAUCAGAAGCUACAACUAUCCCGACGACAACUCAAACACCAGUUGAAGCGCCAGAAACACCAAGUUUCUGUGUCCCGAUCUAUUGA